AUAAUUCAAAAUGGCCGAUAUCCAAGCUGAAAAAGCUUUCCAAAAGCAACAAGUCUCAUUCAAAAACAGAUACCAAUUAAAAUCUGCCAAAGGUAAAGAAGGUAUCAAAUACUACAAAAACAUCGGUCUUGGUUACAGAACCCCAAAAGACGCCUUUGAAGGUACCUACAUCGAUAAGAAAUGUCCAUUCCCCUCUGAUGUUUCAAUCCGGGGUACUAUCCUUCGUGGUACUGUCAUCUCAACCAAGAUGAAGAGAACCCUCGUUGUCAGAAGAAACUACCUCCCCUACAUCAAGAAAUACAACAGAUUUGAAAAGAGACACUCAAAUAUCCCAGCUCACGUCUCACCAUGUUUCAAUGUUAAAGAAGGUGAUUCAGUUACCAUUGGUCAAUGCAGACCAUUAUCAAAAACUGUUAGAUUCAACGUCAUCAAACACGAAGCUAACGCCGCCUCCAAGAAACAAUUCAAAGCUUUCUAAAUAAAAUAAUAAUAUAAUUUUAUUUUUUAAAAAAAACAUUUAUAUAAAGUUAUUUUUUUGGGCAAAAAAAAAAAAAUAUUUUAAAAACU
This is a messenger RNA of Dictyostelium purpureum, 567 nucleotides long. Its product is annotated as 40S ribosomal protein S11. Gene Ontology annotation, cellular component: cytosolic small ribosomal subunit; ribosome. The record is from RefSeq and is a predicted model, not a curated record. Gene Ontology annotation, biological process: translation. NCBI's taxonomy places the organism in Eukaryota, Evosea, Eumycetozoa, Dictyosteliales, Dictyosteliaceae. Gene Ontology annotation, molecular function: structural constituent of ribosome. The transcript has 2 exons. The coding region runs from base 11 to 478 and encodes 155 amino acids.